AGAGAACUUGCGUGAAGUAACAUCGCCAGACGUCGAAAAGGAAAAGUUUUAAUGAAAAAAACUAUUUUUAGUCGAAAAUAACGAAAAAAUUCUCGGAAUUCGUCAUAAAAAUAUCAACGAAAUACCAAAGCAAGACAACAAAUCAUGCCGCCUCACACCAAAAACGUGAUUGUCACAACUUCUAGUCACCCCGAAUUAUUCACGGACAAAAAUAAUAACGAUGCGAUCUCAGAGGAAAAGUCACAGGAAGACCUUUACGAAGCAACGCCGCUCAUCAGAAGUGCUCCCGAAGCAACGCACGAGAAAUUUAUUCCACAAAUUCGAUGGCCUGACCUGUUCGCGCAACUUUUCCUUCACACUGGAUGGCUUUACGGAGCUUUUUUUCUCGUUACGGGACAAGCAAAGUUCGAAACUUACAUUUGGAUUUUUGUCCUUAUUUAUGGAUCAGGCUUCGGAAUAACCGCCGGAGCUCACAGAUUAUGGUCCCACAAAAGUUACAAAGCUAAAUGGCAGUUACGCGUUCUGCUGAUUUUUCUGUUUACGAUAACGGGACAGCGCGACGCGUACACUUGGGCUCACGAUCAUCGAAUCCAUCACAAAUAUUCCGAGACUGACGCCGAUCCGCAUGAUGCUCGACGAGGAUUUUUCUUCGCUCACGUUGGCUGGCUCUUCCUCACGCCCCAUCCUGAAGUCGUUGCGAAGCGAAAAGUCAUCGACAUGAGUGACCUUGAACAGGAUUCGAUUGUUAUGUUCCAAAAAAGAUUUUACAUUCCGCUCUUCGCUUUAUUGGCUGUUGCCUUACCCAUUCUCGUUCCCUGCUACUUUUGGGACGAAAAUUUAUGGAUUUCUGUGUGGACUUGCUUCAAUUUCCGUUUCACAACGACACUAAAUAUGGCAUUUUUGGUCAAUUCCGUCGCUCACAUGUACGGCAAACGUCCUUACGACAAGAGAAUUAGCCCCGUUGAAAGUCUCCCCGUUGCAAUUGGAGCUUUAGGCGAAGGAUGGCACAAUUAUCAUCACGUUUUCCCUUGGGACUACAAAACGGGCGAAUUAGGAGCUUACAUGUUCAAUCCUUCGACAGGUUUCAUCGAUGGCAUGGCGAAAUUAGGGCUCGCGUACGACAGAAAAUCCGUAAGUCGUGAAAUGAUCAAGAGACGAGUCGAAAAAUACGGCGACGGAACACACGGCGGAUGGAUGGAUGACGAAAAUGUGCACAAAAAUGCCGUUUGGGGAUAUGGGGAUGGCGAUAUUGACGCCGAGGAUUUACGAGAUUUAAAGAAAAUGCAAUAAAAAAGUGA
This is a messenger RNA of Culicoides brevitarsis, 1298 nucleotides long. Its product is annotated as acyl-CoA Delta-9 desaturase. Gene Ontology annotation, molecular function: iron ion binding; stearoyl-CoA 9-desaturase activity. Gene Ontology annotation, cellular component: endoplasmic reticulum membrane. The transcript is spliced from 5 exons. The record is from RefSeq and is a predicted model, not a curated record. Gene Ontology annotation, biological process: unsaturated fatty acid biosynthetic process. Lineage: Eukaryota; Metazoa; Arthropoda; Insecta; Diptera; Ceratopogonidae. Bases 145 to 1290 code for a protein of 381 amino acids.